Messenger RNA from Crotalus tigris (Tiger rattlesnake), 8410 nucleotides. RefSeq names its product SIX homeobox 4 (gene SIX4). Gene Ontology annotation, molecular function: DNA-binding transcription factor activity, RNA polymerase II-specific; RNA polymerase II cis-regulatory region sequence-specific DNA binding. The record is from RefSeq and is a predicted model, not a curated record. Gene Ontology annotation, cellular component: transcription regulator complex; nucleus. NCBI's taxonomy places the organism in Eukaryota, Metazoa, Chordata, Lepidosauria, Squamata, Viperidae. The transcript is spliced from 3 exons. Gene Ontology annotation, biological process: regulation of transcription by RNA polymerase II. Bases 52 to 2469 code for a protein of 805 amino acids.
GGGGGAGAAGCCCCUCCACCUAACACCAAACGCAGACGGGGGGGGGGGGAGAUGUCUUCUGUCUCUCCCACUACCGCGAUUCCCAGCGUGGUAGCGACGAUCAAGCAAGAGAACGUAUUGGAAAUGUUCUGCGGCGGGGUGACGGAGAAGGUAACCUCGGACGGCUCGGCUCCCGCGUCUGCACCACCUUCCGGACUUGCAGCGGCAGCUCCUUUUGCAAGGAAGGAAGAAGCCGGGGAAGAGGAGGACGACGAGGAGGAAGCAGCCGGUCGGGUUGUGGGUCAGGUUCUACUCCACUCGGAACUUUUGGGGCGGAAUCCCGGCGCUGUUGCCGCCGCGUCUCCCUUGUCCUUGGCUUCGCCUCGGUCCUCCUCCUCGUCCUCGUCGUCGUCUUCCACCUCGCCCCAAGCUCUGCUCGCUUUCUCCCCGGACCACGUCGCUUGCGUCUGCGAGGCUUUGCAGCAAGGCGGGAACCUCGACCGCCUGGCCCGGUUCUUGUGGUCCCUGCCCCAGAGCGACCUGCUACGUGGCAACGAGAGCCUGCUGAAAGCCCGGGCGCUGGUGGCUUUCCACCAGGGGCUGUACGCGGAGCUCUACGGGAUUUUGGAAAGCCACAGCUUCGACGCCGCCAACCAUCCUCUCCUGCAGGAGCUCUGGUACAAGGCGCGCUACACCGAGGCGGAGAGGGCCCGCGGCCGAGCCCUGGGCGCCGUCGACAAGUACCGCCUGCGCAGGAAGUUCCCCCUGCCCCGCACCAUCUGGGACGGCGAGGAGACGGUCUACUGCUUCAAGGAGAAGUCGCGCAAUGCCCUCAAGGAGCUCUACAAGCAGAAUCGCUACCCUUCCCCGGCCGAGAAGCGCAACCUGGCCAAGAUCACCGGCCUCUCGCUCACGCAGGUCAGCAACUGGUUCAAAAACCGGCGGCAACGGGAUCGCAACCCCGCGGAGCCGCAGUCCAAAAGUGAGUCGGAUGGUAACCCCAGCACAGAAGAUGAAUCCAGCAAGGGGCAAGAGGACUUGUCUCCACGUUCUCUAGCAAGCACCUCCGAUGGCGGCGCCAGCUUAAGCCUUCCUAGCCCAAUGGAGCAAGUAUAUAUGCAGCAACUUGGAAACUCCAAAAUAUCCUUAAGCUCUUCAGGAGUUUUACUGAAUGGAAACCUAAUGCCUCCCAAUCCAUCUGUUUUUCUUAAUGGUACUUCUUUCAUUCAGGGCCCCAAUGGUCUCCUCCUCAAUGGUCUCAGUAUGGGAACUUCUCAGGCAGUAUCAUCAAGUCCACUCAAAACAUCGCCCAAUGCUUUGAGCAAUGGAGUCUCUAUGGGUGACAUGUUAGUCCCUUCUGCAGAAGAUGUGAAAGACUUCAAAAUCCUCCAGACUUCUCUGUCCAAUUCUGUUGCAUCAUCAACACCCACAACAACAUACAGCCCCAAUUCUGGGCCUGCCUCUUUCCCAGGCUUGACACCAAGCAUGGAAGUAAAGAGGGAAGAAAGCGAAGAAGCAAUAGCAUCGCAAGACAGUGGCUCAGUAGUCACUUUUACCACUCCAAUCCAAAUCAACCAAUAUGGCGUUGUCCAAAUCCCUAAUUCAGCAAACAAUGGCCAGUUACUUAAUGGAGGCCUCAGUUUUUCCCCAGUGCAGCUUCCCCCAGUAUCGGCAGCAACUUCCCGAGGUAGUGUUUCCAUUAACCAAGGCACAACAAGCAAUGGCACAUUUACUACUGACUCUACAACAGCACAACAAGGGAAAGUGUUUUUCAGCUCCCUUGCUCCCAGCACUGUGGUGUACACCAUCCCAAACACCAGCCAGGCAGUUGAGCCAGUGAAACAGGAAGGACUGGAAACGAGCCUGGUGUUUUCUCAAGUCAUGCCCCUUGGUCAAAAUGCCCAACUUCAUGCUAGUCUACCUUCAGACAACUUACCCAAUGGGGUCCUCCAGCCAGGAGGAACCUCUUCCUUAGUUAACGUGACUAUAUCACAUAACUUUUCCCUUGGACCACCUUCUCUUUUAAAUGCAGAAGAACUCAACUCAGCCAUUUCUGAGAGUCCACCAAUGCAACCCUCCACAACAAGUGGAGCAACUGUUGUUUCCAUUAGUAAUGCAAACUAUGCAACACUUCAGAACUGCUCCCUCAUCAGCAGCCACGACCUGGUGUCCAUAUCUCCAGUGCAGCCAGCGCUAACAGGGAUCGGUGGGGUAGCAGGCAAUGACAUGGGAUCCCACCUCUCUUUGCAAGGACAUCCCCAUUUCACUCGAGAACAGCGGCUGAUCCUGCAAUCCAUUCCCACUCUAAAGGAAAACUUUUUAUCUGAUUCAGAAAGCAGAUCAGGAAGCAGUUCGGUGAUGCUGGAUCCCAAAACCAAGUAUGUUACUAGCAAUAUAGUCGAUGCACUCUGUGAAGAACUGGGGACAGACAAGAAACAACUGGCUAAACUCCAGACAGUACAGAUGGAAGAAGAUAUGCAAGACUUGUAAAAAAAAAACCCUUAAGUUUAAUAAUCUUGUAUUUGCAUUUCAGUAGAGAAAUCUCUCCCUUUGAAGGCUAGAAGCACAGCAGUGGAUUUUUUUCCCCAUAGGCACAUAGAACAGUAAAAAAUGCAUAGUUGAAGAAGAAUCCAGUUACUAAAAGGAGGUCUUCACUAAGAAUACAAAGUUGCCAUGCAAAGUUUGCAUGAAUGCUAACUUUUGUUACAGCCUGAUCAAAAGGAAUUAUACAUGGAUGGAAAGGAAAUGCCAGUCAAAUAUGAGAUGGUUUGGCUUACCCAAGUAGCUCCUUUGGACAGGGAGAGUUUCAAGGUAAUUUCAGAAUGUUUAUUAACCAAUAGUUAUUGGUUAGGAACAAGAUUUUCUUUCUAAAAAAAGACUGGAACUAAAAGAGAAAAUGCAUACUGUUUUUGGGUCUAGAUUCAAUUUUACUUACAGAUGGUGGGCAUUGAGAAAGUGAUAUUUCAGUUUUCAACUUUAAAGGAGUACUUUAGGCAAUACCUCACAAGCUACUAUUACCUUCUUUUGCGAGCACAAUUGCAAAUACUCUCUUGGGUGUGUGUGUGUGUAUGUAUGUGUGUUGUUAAAAGUUUUCCAUCAGAAUACCAAUGUUCUGCAUUCUCAAUUUUUAUAGUUUUUGAAAUGGUGCAAGUUUUCUUUGUCUGAUUUGAACUGGUGGGGGAGAGGAAGAAAACAUUUUGCCACUUGAAAUUAUGCAACCCAGAAUCUUUGGCUCUGCCACCUAUGUAAAUAUUGUUUUAAUUGUGCUAAUGAGAAUUGUUUUUAUUAGUAGGAUGAUUCUAUUUAUAAUCAUUGGUGUCCAUUUUAUCAUUUUGAGAUAUGAGCAGUUUAAUUUAUUUUUUUUCUUUCUGUAUUUUUGAACAGGAAAUUAUUUCUGCCUAAUUUUAAAGAUUUCUUUCCCUGAUAAAGCUUCGUUAAUUGAUUUUCUUUCCUUUUUUGGUAACAAUUUGGACUAGACUUAUGUUUGGCUAUGAACAAAUGCAUUUAUAGAUUUUAGAACAAACCCUCAUAAAAGUUAUUUCUGUUUUAGCUUUAGAUAAUUUACAAAGUUUGAGGAUGGCUGCUAAUUGGUUUUUUUUUUUUUAAUCCUAUGUGCCUUUCUUCCUAGUGGCCUUAAAUCCUUGUUCUAACCAGCACAGUUGUUAAGCAGUGAAAGAGUCUGCCUAGAACAGUAAUAAAUUCCUCCUCGCUGGAGGUUUUCAAACAGGCUGGAUAGUUAUCCUCCAAAGAUGAUUUAAUUGAAUCCUGUACUGAAGGGAGGGUUGGACUAGAUGAUCCAGAAGGUCCCUUCCACAUAUAUUCUAUGAUUCAUCAAUAUAGGAAAAGAAAAAUCUGUCUGACAGCAAUCAAAACAGUGGUCCUAAUUCCUUUACAUAUGCAAGAUUCCCUUGAAAACUCCAUUGCUCUGAUAAAUCAGGGAUGAGAUUUCCAUACUAGUAGGUGUGAAAUAAAUGCAGGAUACCUCUGAUAGAUGGUAUGUUGCUUAUAAAUAUUCAAAGUAUGUUCCUUUCUUCCUCCAUAUUCCAUACCCAACUUGUUGAAUUGCAAUGGUUUGGCAAAAAGAGAUUAUGCUGCCAUUCAUUCAGCCUUUCUGCAUGUAGGACGUGCCUACAGGUCUAAGAAAGGAUGACUGCAAUAUACCAAACUCAAAAUAAAAUCUUGCUUCAUCACUUUGAAGGUAAUAGGAACCCUUGAGAAUCUUUUCUUUUGGAGAAAAUCCAUUUUGAUUAAAAGAAUCUCAGAUGUAUGAAAUAUUGUUAGAAGCUAAAUUUCAGAUAAACAAUGCUGGUAGUAUUUUAGUAUAUUGGAUUUGGGUAAAAAUCAGUGAUAUAACUGAAUGUAAGACUCUCCUUUGACUAAGUGCUUUUUGUGAUAGUGAUCAUGCACAAAAGCAUUCUCUCAAUCUCAUUUCUACCUUGUCUCUUUUUGCAAUAUAACAAAGAUGAAGAAGAAUGAUCUAGUCAGGUUAUCUCAAGAACCUCUGCAGAAAUAGAACAAGUACUUUCCAAAUCCACCAUAUAGUAAGAACCUGAAAGAUAAUAGGCUAUUUGUUUUACGUCCUUCUUCCCUCUUGUUUUAUUUAAUGAGGUGAAAAGGAUUGCCUUACUAGCUUUUAACAGUCUGCCUGGAUUACCAGUUAGUGCAAUUUCCAUCAACUGAAAAAUCUUAUCUUUCAGCAAAGGCUGACAGAAUGUGCAUACAUUGGAAGAAAGCUUUUGAGGUAUGAAUGAGUACCACCAUGUAGUCGUCUUCUUGAGUUGUUCAAUACAGACAUCCUACUUGGAUCUCUCAUGUUUAUUGCUUUUCCUGCACAUAGAAAAAAUAAGUUUCAUGGCUAUUUUGAUUUGGCAGAGAAAUUGCUUUCCUAUCAAUAUCUAAUUUUCAAACACAAAAUAGUAUAAUCUACACAGGAUUCUGCUGUGUAUGUAAGUGCUCUGCUUAAGUUGCUGAAAUGUAGAGAUCCAUCUUAAAUGAAUAAGACAGUAAGUUAAGUGGUUGCACCUAAGACCGUCCUGAUGAAAAGCAUCUCUGGCUACUUUCAUUUAAAAGAAUAUAGUAGCUGCAAAACGGGGGCUGGUUGGUGGUGAUGGUGUAGUAGAUAUAAUUGCUCCGAUCAGUAGUAUUCCUACUAUCAGAGAGAGGCUGAGCCACAUAGUUAAUUGAUCAUCUGUUCUGAGAAGAGUAAGUUGUCCUUCUGUAUGUGAUCUAAAUUAAUACAAUUUUAUAGUUUCAGGAAAUGUGUAAGAACAGUAUCCAAGUUGUUGUCUAGUCUGGUAUUUUGAAGAGAUUCACACUGUUUCUCUAGUAAAAUAUAAAACUGCUUAGCAGAAUUGUGGAACUCAUAGGCCUGUAAUUCAGAAAAAUUAUCCUUUUCACUUUAGCAGCUCUUCCUUUUCAGAAAUCAGGAUAGCUUCCUAGGAUUUAAAGGAAUCUAUUUAUAAAGGAAAAGCAAACUUAUGAAUUGCUGGUUCCCACAACCAUUUUUGAAGUGAAAAAAUGUAUUAGGUAGUAGGCUACUUUGCUGUGCAAAAUGUGAGGGGGAAAAAUUGCCCACAGGAUGGAUUUUUCAUUUCGGAAAUCUGCAUGCGUUUUCCAAUUGCUAUGAAUGCAUCCUAGAAACUAUGAUAAAAGAAACCAAACAGGUUUGAAAUUCCCAACUUGAAAUAAUUGUCUUGAAAAAACAGGGAUCCAGUUUCAAAAGCACUAAGGUCCUCUCCAAAUGUGGCAUUCCCACCACAUCUCCCCACCGAUGUGAUUGCAUACUGCCUUCAAUACUGUUGGGCCGAAGAAUUUCUGGUUUAGCAAUGGCACUGCAGAUAUUCUUGCCUUGGCCCAGCUCUCUUCCUUUCCCACCUGAGGUUAAAAAGACAUCAGGCCACAGCACUGUUUCCCUGUCUUUGUAACAUGAGGGGGAACCAACUUAUGAACACAUACCUGUGAAGUUAGGAAGCAAGUUGGGGGAUGUGUUGGCUGAACACAGGUUUCUGCAUUCGCCAGUUCCUUAGCUGAAGAGGAUACAAGAGCUGUUCAACUGAAAAAAUCACAGGGCUCUAUGAAUUGGUUUGUGAUGGUUUGGAGGUGAUCAUGAUGACUCUGGAGAAAGGCUCUGUGAUAAAUGAUAAAUGUCUUGGUUUCAUGUACGCAUGCUACUUUCUUCCAGGUUAAACAUUAAAUCAUUUUGACUGCUUUUUAUAAUUAUGCCUGCAUUUCUGUUUGUAACAAUUGUGUAUCCAAAAGUGAACAUCCCCUCAUCUAAACCAGUGAUUCCCAACCUUUUCUUCACCACGGACCACCUUUAAAUACCUUUUGUGGCCACAGACCCCCAGGACCUAACUCAAGAUUUAAAUCAUAACAUUUCUUCAAGCCUUUGUGGACUACCUAUGACGCAUUGUGCGCCUCCCCCAGGGGUCCAUGGACUACAGGUUGAAAACUACUGAUCUAAACAAUUAGAAAAACCAUUCAUUCUUUUUACAUGUUGAUGGACGCAUAAAUCUAUCUAUACUAUAUGAAAAACUGGAAGAAAUUGGGUGACAUGACAAAAAUUGAGCUUUGAAUCAUAUUUUUGUUCUAGAUUUCUCCAGUAUACAAUAUUUUAAUUCGCAUUCAAGCUACUCCCCGUAUGAUGUCAUGGUCAUCAAAAAUUACUUGGAAGAAGUGUUUCACAACUCACAGGAACGUAACAUUAAAGCUAUCUUACCUCUUUUCCAGCCUUCCAGGUAAGGCUGAAUAAAAGGUGACACUUUUUAAAGAGUGAAAACUUAUUGGGACACUUAAAUAAUCACAACAUUUUGCCAGACUUGUAUUGACACCUAAAACAGUUGAGUUAUUUUAUUGUAUAAUUUAUUUUCUCUAUUAUAUUUUGCCCAAAUGAAAAAGAAAAAUUGAACAAUUUUGGAAUUCUGCAGCAAAGAUAUCAAUAGAGUUGAAAGGAACCAUUUGGAACAUCAAUUCCAAUCCUAUGUUUAAUAUAGUGAUCUGGAUUAAAAUAUCCCUGACAACUGUCUAUUCAGCCUCUGCUUUAACUAAUCCUUCCUUGAUAAUCGGAAUCAAUAUUUUUCCUUUUAAUGAAAACAGAAUGCAAGUUGAACAUGUUCAUAAAUUUCUAAUUUUCUGAUCUUUCUUAGUGCCUUUCUCUAAAUCUGUUCCAGUUUAUCUAAAUCCUUUAUAAAGUAUGGUGCCCAGAACUGGAGACAUUAUUUAAGAUAUGUUGACCAAUGCAAAAUAAAGAAAAAUUGUCAGUUUUUAAUUUGGAAACUUUAUUCUUUUGAUUCGGCCUACAAGGGCCUUUUGUUUUCUUUGCAGUAAUAUCAAACAAUUGUCUCAUAGUGUUUCUUAUCAAUUGUAAUUCCAAGGUUUUUCUCACAAAUAAUAUUGCCAAUACUACACAUUUGAUUUCUGCUUCGUCUUCUGUUACAUUUCACUCUGUUGUUUUCAGGCCCAUUUCCCUAACUUUUUCAGAUUAUUUUGAAAUUUAGGGGGGGGUUUUGGGAGGAUAUUAGCUUUUUUCUACAACCUACUGUUGUGUCAUCUACAAAUUUAACAAGCACCGCCAUCUCAUCAUCCAAGCCAUUCAUAAAAGUAUUGAACAGUUGAGGGCCCAGUGUGAAGCCUGUGGAAUCCUAUUCAGCUCCCUUCAGUUUAAUGUGGUUUGCUAGUAAAGAAUGUAAGUUAUCCUUUGAUCAUUAGGUAUAUCUCAUAGUAACCAGCCUUCAGUAAAUGGCUAUUGUCCAACUUACUACAAGUAAGCAAGAAUCUGUUUGUGGGAGGAAUAAAGCAGUCUUUCUUUGCUGUUAUCAGGAGAAUGGAUGUUACUCAAGGUAGUGAAGGUUUUGAACUAUGUCUAAGCUGUUUCCGCAGUUCAUCACUCAGCAGUUGUAUCUUAAAAGGAUAGAUUGACAUAUGUUUUCUAAAUUUCUUGUAAUAUUUUAAUAACUUAAUUUUAUACUUCUCAACUUAAGAAAGAAAAGCAUGUGAAUAUUUCAGUCUUUGGCAUUCAGCUUGGACAGUGUCCAUUUGUUGCCCACACUUGUAUGCUUGGAACAAAACUUAUUUUGGUAAAUCAAUAUGGUUUUGAUUGUGCCUUAUGACAAAAGAAGAAAUUACAUGGAAUGUAGAUAUUAGGAGGCAAGGGUGUUGCUGCACUGUUAAGGAAUGAUAUAUUGCAUUUCUGGAGAGAUUGCUGUACUUUGCUCUCAAACCAAAGAGAUUGGAAAAUAUGUAUGUAUGUUAUACUGAAUAGAGCAGUGUAUCUCAACCUUCACAACUUUAAGAUGUGGUUAGGAUUUGAAGACCACAUAUUUUCAAGUUGUCUCAGUUGAGAAACACUGAUGUAGAAGUUUGUGCCUGGAAAAUUGUGUUUUUGUUUGUAUUCUAAAAUGUGAACUUAUUUUUCUAAACAAUAUAUACUGAA